UGAUCCCCACAAAGCAUCAGUGGCUUCAAUUUUUACCUGCUGAAGAAGAAAGGAGAAAGGAUCCGAAGACGAAGCAGCAGCCAUGAUGAUGGAGACGAUGAAUAGAGCUCUCGAGAAAGCGAAGAUGCUUGUUGGAAUGGAGCCCGACGAGGAAUCCAUAGCCCAAGAAACACAGUCCUCUUCCUUCUUCGACGAUUUCGAUCGCAACUGCACCCUCUCGACCAAGCAGAGAUUAUAUGGUUUUGCUAUUUGCUUAUCCUCUGGUCUAGCAUGUACAAUCAUGUCAAUGCUUGUUUUUUUCAACCCAAUCAAAUUUGGCAUAACAUUCACCUUUGGGAAUUUCCUUGCAAUUGGAAGCACAGCAUUUCUUAUAGGCCCCAAACGACAGAUCGACAUGAUGCUUGAUCCUGUCCGUAUAUAUGCAACUUCCAUAUACAUAGCAAGUAUGAUAAUAGCAUUGUUUUCUGCUUUUUAUGUCCACAAUAAGCUCUUAACACUUCUCGCCAUUAUACUAGAGUUUGGUGCUCUCAUCUGGUACAGCCUUAGUUAUAUUCCUUUUGCAAGAUCAGCUGUUUCAAAAGUUAUGGUUUCCUGCUUCGAUGCUGAGUUCUGAGUGAUGGAUCUGUCUCCUUCAAAAGAAAGUUCAUUGAUUUUUUGGUGGUGAAUGUCUUUCGCAUGUGUUGCUGAUCGCUGACCGGAUGACUGAACUGGUGAAAAUUUACCGUGGGCAAAAAACUCUUGAUAUUAGUUAUUCUUUUCACUUUUCAGUCAGCUGUUGUAUAUUUUCCAGUUUAUUCUUCUACUUUUAGUGAUCGACAUUAGCACGAACAAUUGUCUGUGGUUUGAUUCAAAACAGAUGCGUAUAAAUCUAUAUUUGUCUUGUA
Molecule: messenger RNA, 884 nt
Organism: Zingiber officinale
Lineage: Eukaryota; Viridiplantae; Streptophyta; Magnoliopsida; Zingiberales; Zingiberaceae
Product: vesicle transport protein SFT2B-like
Exons: 6
Coding region: 83-613 (176 amino acids)
Biological process (GO): vesicle-mediated transport
Cellular component (GO): membrane
Source: RefSeq, a predicted model, not a curated record